AUGGCGUCUCGCGUGAACAUCGUCCGGGUCGAUAUGCUCGACAAUCCGGCGAUGUUCAAGGAUAAGUUCAAGCUGGAGAUCACUUUUGAGGUCUUCGAGCAUCUCCCACACGACCUGGAAUGGGAGCUCGUAUACGUCGGCUCCGGGACCUCUCGAGACUAUGAUCAGGUGCUCGACUCGGCACUCGUCGGACCGAUUCCGGAGGGACGACACAAGUUCGUCUUCGAUGCGGAUCACCCGGACAUAUCGAAGAUUCCAGUCGACGAUAUCGUCGGUGUGAGUGUCCUUCUGCUCCGUUGUAAAUACAACGAGCAGGAGUUCAUCAAUAUGGGAUGGUUCGUGGCGAACGAGUACACUGAUGAGGAGUUGAAGGAGAAUCCACCGGCUCAGCCGAUUGUGGAGAAGCUGUCACGUAAAGUCGAGACAGACGAUUUGCGUGUCACCACGUUCCCGAUUCGCUGGACUGACGAGGAUCCUAUUCCGGAGCCACCAGCAUGUGAAGAGGAUCAAGUUUUCGCCGAGGAGGACUUGCUGCCGUUGAACGACGAAGAAGGACAGGAAGAGGAGGAAGACGAUGAGGAAGACGACGAGAUGGAGCCGACUGGUGGUGAGGAGAUCGAUCUCAACGAGAGCUUCAAUGAGCGCAUUGCUAACGCUCUGGACAGUGGAGAUCAGCAGAUGGAAGAGGCGACUGCUUCGACUCACGGAAUCGAUGGCAACGAUGUCGAAAUGGGAGAAUCCGAUGGAGUUCAGAUCAACAAUGAGCAUCAUGACAACGACAGCGUCAAGACUUCAGAAUCGAUGAUCGCCGAGCCACUGAGCGACAAGACCAACAACGAGAUGGCUCAUUAA
Molecule: messenger RNA, 852 nt
Organism: Caenorhabditis remanei
Lineage: Eukaryota; Metazoa; Nematoda; Chromadorea; Rhabditida; Rhabditidae
Exons: 5
Coding region: 1-852 (283 amino acids)
Biological process (GO): DNA replication-dependent chromatin assembly; nucleosome assembly; nucleosome disassembly
Cellular component (GO): nucleus
Molecular function (GO): histone binding
Source: RefSeq, a predicted model, not a curated record